Messenger RNA from Oikopleura dioica, 1569 nucleotides. The record is from the annotation of a GenBank genome assembly. NCBI's taxonomy places the organism in Eukaryota, Metazoa, Chordata, Appendicularia, Copelata, Oikopleuridae.
AUGAAACUUUUUGCAGCUCUUCUUGUCUCUACCGAGGCAUGGAGCCGAGGUUCUUGCUCUGACAGCGAUGCUCCAGGCGAGUGCCGGACCGAAUGCGACUUGACCUGGUUCGGAAGACGAGAUAAAAUCAACUUCAAGCAAUUCGGAAAGAGCGAGAAUGGAUUUCUAGCGCAAGCUGCUCCUCUUAGCUGGAAAGACGCCCAUCUCAGCAAAGAUGGCCAUUACAUCGGUAUGCUGAGAUUCGACCGACAAUUCUGCAAGCGACCAAUUCUCAAGGCAAUUGGAGAGGGUAAAGUAACCAUUAAUGUAUUUGAUCGAACUGAUGCAAACUACGCGCUCGAAGCUCAAUUUUACGAGAGACCGCUAAACAACGACCAAAAUAAAGAAGCAGCUUUCGUUCAAUUCCGCCGCUCUGGAUAUCUCAACGGAGAUAUGCUUUUCAAGGGCAAGGAUCGAUUCUUCAUUGAAAUGUCGAACAUCGCGGACCAUUUCGAACCUCUUGAUCCACCAAACGAAAAUGUCUCUCAUGAUGACUACUGGAUGUGUUUCAAUAAUGUCGGCUUCCUUCACCAAGCUGAUGUUGAGCAGGAAGACUUCAACGUUUCCGACUACACCAAGUGCGCUGCUUACACGCGAUAUGGCCAAGACAUGACCGAAACUACUACAACUACCACCACCACAACGACAACGACGACUACCGAAACUCUUGAAGGAGGAUGGGAGGUCGCCGGAGCGACGCUCAAAGACGGUCUCACCUGCGAUGCACCUGGAACUCCGUGGUCACCAUCUCUUCGAUCAUGGGACGAUAUGGUCACCGCGCCAUGGAGCGAAGGCCGAAUUGUUAACGGUGCUGUCGUUGAAGAAGGAAGCUGGCCGUGGAUCGCCGGACUCAACAGCGGUGGAUCUCACUGGUGCGGCGGUACCGUCAUUACAAAAAAUUCUGGUUCCCAAUCUGAUUGGGUUCUGACCGCCGCUCAUUGCUGUGAGGGUUCGUCGUCUAUCAAGGUCACUGUUGGCGAUUGGUCCCAAGAUACAGUCAGUGAGAACGAAGUUACUGUCACAUCGAAGAAUAUAAUUAUGCAUCCCAGCUACGAUGACUGGACACUUUCCCACGACUUCUGCAUGAUCGAAGUGCCUAAUCUCGUUGCUGCGGGAGCUGAUCAUCAACCUGCUUGUUUACCAGCUCAACACGUCCAGCCACAGAGAAAGUGCUACACUGCUGGAUGGGGAACAACUUCUUACGGUGGCUCUGCUUCAAGAGAUCUUCAAGCUGUUGGCUUGUGGAUCUUUGAUCAAGCCUACUGUAAUUUGACAGCGAAUGCCGGAGGUCUUGACGAGUCUAUGUUCUGUGCCGGUAUCCCAGACUUUGACGGAGAUGGAAUCACUGACGGCGGAAAAGAUGCCUGCCAGGGAGACUCCGGAGGACCACUUGUCUGCGAAGAAGAAGGCCAACCAAUCCUCUAUGGCGUCGUUUCAUGGGGAUACGGAUGCGCCGCCCAAAACAAACCUGGCGUCUGGGGAACCGUCGCUUACGCAAUCGACUGGAUCACUGAUAUUAUGUCUGCUUAA